CGCCUGGAGCCGCCGGGAGUGGACGCCGCCGAGGCCGGGAGUUGCGCCUGCAGGUGCAGCCCAUCAGGGACCCACAGCGCCUGGGAGGAUGGUGCGGAUCUUGGCCAAUGGGGAAAUCGUGCAGGAUGACGACCCCCGAGUGAGGACCACUACCCAGCCACCAAGAGGUAGCACUCCUCGACAGAGCUUCCUCAACAGGGGCCAUGGUGCUCCCCCAGGGGGUCCUGGCCCCCGCCAGCAGCAGGCAGGUGCCAGGCUGGGUGCUGCUCAGUCCCCCUUCAAUGACCUCAACCGGCAGCUGGUGAACAUGGGCUUUCCGCAGUGGCAUCUCGGCAACCAUGCUGUGGAGCCGGUGACCUCCAUCCUGCUCCUCUUCCUGCUCAUGAUGCUUGGUGUUCGUGGCCUCCUCCUGGUGGGCCUUGUCUACCUGGUGUCCCACCUGAGUCAGCGGUGACCUGUGGGGGCUGACGCGGGUGGGCCUGUUGAGAGGGACUUGCUGGGCCUUGGUGUGAGAACACGCAUAUUUGGAGGGGAUCUGGUGGUGCCUUGAAAGUGUGAUCAGAGAGGGGACCACAGGUGUGUGUUUCCCCUUUGUGUUAAGCAUGAGGCAGAGGGAGACGUUAGUCCAGCAUUUCCAAAGUGUGGGUAGAUCCCUUGGCUCCCCUGAGAUAUUUUGAGGUGGUAUGGGGCCUGCAUUAAGUAGCACAAAAUCAGAGCAAGAACGUGAUGCCCUUCCCAGUUGUCUCAAUCCCUUUAUGCCGAGAAAGUCUCAGCUGGAUGCCAACAUGUUCCAAUGCCUGUGGAAGACUUGCUGACGUCUCCUCUGCCUAGGGAGCAGGACUUAGGCUUAGGGCAGGUGGGAAAAAUUCCAGACUUUUAUAGCACUGUUUUUGUUUUAAUGGUAUAUUUUUAUUGGCUACCUAUUGUUUAGGACAGGUGGUACUGGCAUUCUAUUUAUUGUGACAUUUUCAAUAAAUAGAUUUAAGUAAAAAUGA
Messenger RNA from Piliocolobus tephrosceles (Ugandan red Colobus), 995 nucleotides. RefSeq names its product family with sequence similarity 241 member B (gene FAM241B). The transcript has 3 exons. NCBI's taxonomy places the organism in Eukaryota, Metazoa, Chordata, Mammalia, Primates, Cercopithecidae. Bases 89 to 454 code for a protein of 121 amino acids. The record is from RefSeq and is a predicted model, not a curated record. Gene Ontology annotation, cellular component: intracellular membrane-bounded organelle.